AUCAAUCCUCCCAGCAGAGGCCGUGGUUGGUGCGGAAGAGUUGCAGUGGCAUCAUGGAUUUCCUGCUGGGAAACGCGUUUGCAACCCCAGUGGGGCAGCGAAUCGAAAAAGCCACUGAUGGAUCCCUUCGUUCAGAAGACUGGGGUCUUAACAUGGAGGUCUGUGAUAUUAUCAAUGAGACAGAAGAUGGGCCAAAAGAUGCAAUCCGAGCAUUAAAGAAGAGGAUUGUGGGUAACAAGAACUUUCGGGAGGUGAUGCUGGCAUUAACGCUCUUGGAGACUUGCGUGAAAAACUGCGGUCAUCGAUUCCACGUUCUAGUAGGUAGCCAAGAGUUUGUGGAGGGAGUUCUGGUGAAGACAAUUUUACCCAAAAACAACCCUCCAGCCAUCGUCCAUGAUAAAGUUCUAAUUCUAAUACAGGCCUGGGCAGAUGCCUUCCGUAGCUCUCCAGACCUGACUGGGGUGGUCAGUGUAUAUGAAGAUUUGAGGAGGAAAGGCCUGGAAUUUCCAAUGACUGAUUUGGACACUCUGUCUCCUAUACACACACCGCAACCAAGCUUCUCUGCACCAGAAUCCCCUUCUCAACAGGACUGUCCUUCCUCAGAGUUUCCUCAGAGGGGAGGGUCAGUACAUUCUGAGCCUCCCCCAUACAAUGUUCCAGCUACAGCCUCUGGCGACACUGCAGUUACCCCCACACCUGAUCAGUUGGCAAAGCUUCACAGCGAGCUGGAAAUUGUGAAUGGUAACGCAAAGGUGAUGUCGGAGAUGUUGACAGAGCUGGUCCCUCAGACAGCCAAGCAGUCUGACGUGGAGCUGUUACAGGAAUUGAAUCGGACGUGCCGAGCAAUGCAGCAGCGAGUUUUGGAGCUAAUCCCCCGUGUAACCCAUGAACAGCUGACUGAAGAGCUACUUAUUGUGAAUGAUAACCUCAAUAAUGUCUUCAUUCGCCAUGAAAGGUUUGAGAGGAUGCUCGCUGGUCAGCAAGGCCCAGUAGCAGAGGCACAGGUUGCAAGAGACAGGGUUCUUCCCCCAUCUCUUAUUGACCUCGAGGAAACGCCCUCUAAUUCAGCUCCGACUCUUUCUACGCAGUUAGCAGGAAUCAACUUGUCCUCUGGGUCUGUGAGUGGAACCCUGCAGUCCCUGGGUGGAACCAAGAAACCAGAUGAUGAUUUUGAUAUGUUUGCACUGACCAGGGGAAGCUCUUUGGCAGACCAGCGCAAAAGUGUAAAGUAUGAGGAACCGCAGGCUACAGAUGGUCUUGCAGGGGCUCUGGAUACCCGGCAGCAGAACACUGGAGCUAUUCCAGCUGCCCAAAACAACUUUAUGGAUGACAUUGAGAAGUGGCUGUCAUCAGAUACGGGUGAAGAGAUUGAGGGGGAGGAUGGUGUGACCAGUGAAGAGUUUGAUAAGUUUCUGGAGGAACGAGCAAAGGCAGCAGAUCGCAUUCCAUCACUGUCAUCACCAGGAACAGAGCCCCCCAGGGCAGCACCAAGCACAAAGAGAGACAAAAAGGAAGCGGAGGAUGCCCUUUUUGCCUUGUGAGUCCUCCCCAUGGUGGGUGAGUGUGUUGCUCCAAGUAGAAGGAGUUAAUAAACAUCUCUAUGCGUGGCAGUGAUCAUCUCACUGUUUUUUUGGAGUUUGCUAUAGAAAAUUCCUCUGCUGAAGACUAACUUUACUGGGGUACGAGAACGUUUUGCAAUCUGGAUGCCACUUCUUACACCAACCCAUGGAACUGUGGGAAUCUACUUGUUCUUUACUCAAGUCUUUUUGGUGCUGGAACCAAUGUAUUACUCCUGUUCAGCUAAUGCUUCUGUGUUAUGAUCCCACAUAAUAUAUCAUGAGAACUCUUAUGCGGACUCUGGAAGUAUACCUUACCACUACAUCCCCAUGCGCAUCUAAAUAUGCCACUGUCAACAUCAGUUGUGCCUCUUCCCACGUUGGCCGCGUCAAUGUUCAUCCAGGCAAUUCAGUAUUACAAUACAAUAAGCAGUGUAAUUAACCUAUUCUCUUUCUAGCUUAAUAUCCAACCUGUGACUUUCUGCUUGUUGCUGAGGAUGUCAGAAUAUAUAUGUUGUAGUCCCGCAACAGAUCCAAGGUCACAAGAUUGUAUUUACCAGUUUCUUUUAGGUAAUUAUGAAGGAUAACCAUAAAGGAUUGUGGAUUUUGAUUACUGUCCAAAGUGCCUUACAAAUUUAUUGUAGGAAAUUAGGUUUGUGCCUACAGUAUUAUAGUUAUAUAGUCAGUUUUAACAGAUUAUUUACCUAAAACCUAAAAUGUAGAUGAAUGUUCAAUGCUGUAUGUUGUGUAUGCCAGUAUAUAAAUCAUUCUACCCUAGCACAGGGUAACAUACACCAGCACCAAAAUGGCAGUGCUGUCCUAUUUAAAGGGAUACUGUUAUGAAAAUAAAAAAGUGAUUACGUGUGCUU
Molecule: messenger RNA, 2425 nt
Organism: Xenopus tropicalis (tropical clawed frog)
Lineage: Eukaryota; Metazoa; Chordata; Amphibia; Anura; Pipidae
Gene: tom1
Product: target of myb1 membrane trafficking protein
Exons: 15
Coding region: 54-1541 (495 amino acids)
Biological process (GO): signal transduction; protein transport
Cellular component (GO): endosome; membrane
Molecular function (GO): ubiquitin binding; phosphatidylinositol binding; clathrin binding
Source: RefSeq, marked provisional